UUGUAAUUGGCCAUACCCUGCUCUUUGUCUAAGCUUUUGAAAAUCCAAUACAUUUUUUCCUCAGAAACGGUGUACUUUUUUCCUUUUUUCAAAGAUUAUUCAAAUUUUAAAGGUAGCUUUCUAGAAAAUGAGAUCGUUUCAAAAGUUUUUCAUCACAUGUGGAAGUUUGCUUUACAUUUUAUGUUUUGAAAAACCGAUUUUUUGUAUGAGAGUUCCAAUGAUAAACACGAAAUUAGGGACGAUUAUUGGAACUAAUAUUUACAUCGACGGAAUACUAGUAAAUCAAUACUUAGGUAUUCCAUACGCAAAACCACCCGUAGAUAAACUGCGCUUCAAAAAGCCGGAGAAGAUUGAAGAAUGGAUAUCACCUCGGAAUGCCACAAAGCAGCCACCAGCCUGCAUUCAGUACACACCCGGUCCAUUUCCAUCGUAUGAUGACAAACCUGGCAAAAGUGAAGAUUGCUUAUAUCUCAACAUUUGGACACCAUCUAAUGCCAGCGAUAUAAAUACAAAAGCUGUUUUCUAUUGGAUUUAUGGUGGUGGAUUUUCGCAUGGAUCUAUUCGCAAGGAACUCUAUGGCGGAGAAGUAGUGUCUGCUGUUGGAGAUGUAAUUGUAGUCACAGUCAAUUAUCGCUUGGGACCCUUCGGAUUUCUGUUUGCUGACAGCAGCGAUGCUCCAGGAAACGUUGGAAUAUGGGAUAUUCUUACUGGCUUAGAGUGGGUUAAAGAAAACAUCGAAGCCUUUGGAGGCGAUAUUAGCAGAAUUACAGUUGCUGGAGAGAGUGCUGGGUCUAUAGCUGUAGGGUUGCUGUCAGUAUCUCCUUUAGCUCGUGGACUUUAUACAAGACAGAUCUUGCAGAGUGGCACGCCGGCAUACACAGCUGCUGAUAAUAACACUCAGAACCUGAACCGAAGUCAGCUGCUAGCAGAACUAAUCGGAUGUGCAAAUGAAACUUACACAAUUCAGCUUUACCCAAAAAACAUUGUUGAAUGCUUAAGAGGUAUCGAUGCAAUGGAACUGAUUAUGACUGAGGCUACUUUAGACCCAUAUUCUAACAGACGCUUCAUACCGCAGUUUGGUGACGAACUGUUGCCAAAUAACCCUCGGGAAUCAAUAAUAAACGGUGACUUUCAAAAUAACGUUAUUCUAAUUGGAAAUACACGUGAUGAAGGAUCUUCUCAGAUAACAACUCAAAACCGAGAAAUUUUUGGCUUCUUUGGCGAAAAAAAUCCUCAAAUAAACAAGACAUUUGGCAAGGAUAUGAUACGCAAGAUCUUCGCCAAACUCCCCGACAGGGAAGCAGUUGUAAGACAGUACCUCCCAGAUGAAAUUACUGAAGAUCAAUAUGAACUAGUGCGUCGACAAGUACACAUCGCAUCUGGUGACUAUUCAAGAGUCUGUCCAUCUGUCUAUUUUGCCGAGAAGUACGCCGAAAAGGGCAACAAUGUAUUCUUCUACGUAUGGGAUCAUCGUCCCAGUCCGACCCCGUGGGCCCCAUGGAUGGGGGUGGUUCAUUUCACAGAAAAUCAGUUUGUCUUUGGAAGUCCUAUAAAACACCCAGAGAAAUAUGUACCUGAAGAAGUUCAACUCAGUUCUGACAUGAUUAAAUAUUGGACAAAUUUUGCUAAAACUGGAAAACCGACAGACUUUUGGCCUCUGUAUUCCAAAGAUAAUCCUCGAUUUAAGUAUCUCAGUCUUGACCAAAAGGAAAUGGGAAACGGACCACACCACAACAAUUGUGACUUUUUCAGACCAUACUUUGGAUUUCAAUGAUCUGAAAUGCUACGUCUAUAUAAUUGUGAACGCCUAGAUAUAUAAAAAAGAGCAAUAUAUUUAUUCAGACAAUAGUUUCAAAUUUUCGUGUUUCAUGUUUCAUUUUUGUUCUGUGAAAUACUAGAAUGUGUUUAAUUUUCACUAAAAAUUAAAAACUGUUGUAUUGAUAUGAUUGUAUUAUUUGAACAAGCCAUUUCAAGAAACUAUUAUCAUUCUGAAUACUUUUUUAUCGCAGAUUUUUGUAGACGAUAGAAAUACAGAUGAAAAUAAUCCCAAUUAGCUCAUCAUUAUAGAAGAGAAAUGUCCCAAAGUGAAACAUAAAAUUAAUAAAGCAACAACCUUGUGUUUGGUGUA
Stegodyphus dumicola is the source of this 2128-nucleotide messenger RNA. Its product is annotated as acetylcholinesterase-1-like. Gene Ontology annotation, biological process: acetylcholine catabolic process; choline metabolic process. Gene Ontology annotation, molecular function: acetylcholinesterase activity. Lineage: Eukaryota; Metazoa; Arthropoda; Arachnida; Araneae; Eresidae. The record is from RefSeq and is a predicted model, not a curated record. Gene Ontology annotation, cellular component: plasma membrane.